AAAGAGCUGAUCUGAAAGAUAAGGUUUAGACACACACUGACAGAUUUUGUGGAUCAAGGUCAGGUAGUUCUCUUUAUACAACAGAAUGGCUUUACGCUCGACUAAAGUAUGCGGCUCUCCAGAUAUUCAAGAAGACCUCAGGAUUGUUCUGCUGGGGAAGACUGGCUCAGGAAAGAGUUCAACUGGGAACACCAUCCUGGGAAAUGAGGUCUUUAAGGCAAAAUGUUCAGCAUCUUCUGUGACAAGGACUUGUAGAGAAGUAGUCUUACAGUACAAAGACAGAAGAGUGAGGCUCAUUGACACGCCUGGGAUCUUUGACACGUCGAUAGCAGAAGUCAAGUUGAAAGAAGAAAUCGAGACAUGUAUCCUCCUCUCUGUCCCAGGACCCCAUGUGUUCCUGCUUGUGAUCAGACUGGAUGUUCGGUUUACACAAGAAGAGAAGAACGUGGUUAAAUGGAUCAAGGACAACUUUGGUGCAGAAGCCUCUAAGUACACACUUGUACUUUUCACCAGGGGAGACGAGCUCGGGCAGAAGUCCAUUGAGACUUUUUUGGAAGACAGCUCUGAUCUCAAGGAGCUCAUCAGAACGUGUAACGCCAGGUACAUUGUGUUUGACAACAAGAGCAUGAACAAUCGCACUCAGGUGAAUGAUCUGUUUGAGAAGAUAGAUGAGAUAGUGCAGUUAAAUGGUGGGCAUUACACCAGCAGCAUUUAUGCAGAGGCCCAGAGAAAGAUCAAGUCAGCUGAGUGGUGGAACACCUGUGUACAGUAUGUGCCCCUGUUAAGUGCAGGAGCUGCUGCUGCUGCUGCUGCUGCUGGAGCUGCUGCUGUUGCUAUUGGAACUGGAGCUUCUGCUGCUGCUAUUGGAGAAAAGUAA
This is a messenger RNA of Labrus bergylta (ballan wrasse), 877 nucleotides long. Its product is annotated as GTPase IMAP family member 9-like. NCBI's taxonomy places the organism in Eukaryota, Metazoa, Chordata, Actinopteri, Labriformes, Labridae. Gene Ontology annotation, molecular function: GTP binding. The record is from RefSeq and is a predicted model, not a curated record.